AUGUCUGGUCAAUUUGCCAAGGAACUUGCUGUUGCAACUCAAGCCGUCCGCAAAGCUUCAUUGCUAACUAAGAGAAUUCAAGCAGAUGUUAUAUCUAGCAGUAACUCUACUAUAACAAAAUCUGAUCAAAGUCCUGUUACCAUCGGGGACUACUCUUGCCAAGCUAUCAUCAUCAAUGCCAUUAAAUCAAACUUCAAGGAUGAUGCUGUUGUCGGUGAAGAAUCCAGUGAUGGUUUGACAGAUUCUUUUAUUUCUGAGAUUUUAACUACAAUUCAGGAUAACGACAAAGUAUACUCCGAAGUUUUUGCAGACGUCACACAACAAGAGGAGAAAGACGUCCCUUUUGUCAAUGAGGAAUUCCCUCUAAAUUCCAUUGAAGAAAUUAAAAGAGUUAUUGAUUUUGGUAACUAUUCAGGUGGAAACACUGGCAGAUUUUGGUGCUUGGACCCAAUCGAUGGAACAAAGGGAUUCCUAAGAGGUGACCAAUUCGCAGUAUGUUUGGCCUUGGUAGUUGACGGUGAAGUUCAAAUUGGUGUCAUUGGGUGCCCUAAUUUGAAACUAUCAAACUACGGAGCCUCUGAUUUGAGCGACUCACUAUCUGCAGGUUAUAUUUUCAGAGCUGUGAGAGGACAAGGUGCUCAAUAUUCCAUUACCACUGAAUCACAAUGGAGGGAAAUUCAUACCAGAGAUGUUGAAAAUACUUCUGACCUGGUUUCCCUAGAAGGUGUCGAAAAGGGACAUUCGUCUCACGACGAACAAGCUAUCAUCAAGAAAGAUUUAGGUAUUACUAAGUCCCAACAUCUGGAUUCUCAGGUGAAGUACUGUUUACUUGCCCUUGGAUUAGGCGAUCUUUACCUCCGUUUACCAAUUAAAAUGUCCUAUGCCGAGAAAAUCUGGGACCAUGCUGCAGGAAAUGUUAUUCUUGAAGAAGCUGGCGGAAUUCACACUGACGCACUUGAGGAUCAACGCUUAGACUUUGGAAAGGGUAGAACUUUGCAAACCAAGGGUGUCAUCGCUUCCUGUGGCCCUCAGAGCUUACACUCGAGAGUAGUAUCUACAUCAGCACGCAUCAUUUCUGCUAGAAAAACUUGA
Kluyveromyces lactis is the source of this 1092-nucleotide messenger RNA. RefSeq names its product 3'(2'),5'-bisphosphate nucleotidase (gene MET22). Gene Ontology annotation, biological process: sulfate assimilation; phosphatidylinositol phosphate biosynthetic process. The coding region runs from base 1 to 1092 and encodes 363 amino acids. Gene Ontology annotation, molecular function: 3'(2'),5'-bisphosphate nucleotidase activity. The transcript has a single exon. Lineage: Eukaryota; Fungi; Ascomycota; Saccharomycetes; Saccharomycetales; Saccharomycetaceae. The record is from RefSeq and is a predicted model, not a curated record.